Messenger RNA from Mytilus trossulus (common blue mussel), 1341 nucleotides. Its product is annotated as glucose dehydrogenase [FAD, quinone]-like. Gene Ontology annotation, molecular function: oxidoreductase activity, acting on CH-OH group of donors; flavin adenine dinucleotide binding. NCBI's taxonomy places the organism in Eukaryota, Metazoa, Mollusca, Bivalvia, Mytilida, Mytilidae. The coding region runs from base 1 to 1341 and encodes 446 amino acids. The record is from RefSeq and is a predicted model, not a curated record. The transcript has 8 exons.
AUGAUUGGGGGUUCAUCGGCAAUGAAUGCUAUGGGAUUUGUUCGAGGGAGUCGGUUCGACUUUGAACAAUGGGAACGUGAAGGUGCCACUGGCUGGGGAUACGAUAAAGUUUUGCCGUAUUUUAAGAAGCUUGAAAACGCAAAAUUAACGGAUUAUGGAAAUUGCGGCAACUUCAUUUUAUAUUUAGAAACACGAGGCAAAUUUGGACCCAUAGUAGUGAAUCAAGAGAGCGCAACACCUCUAAGCUUUUUCCACCUAAAAGCGGCUGCAGAAAUGAAUCUUCCUGUUAUUGACUGCAGCGAUCAAAACCCAAGAGGUAUUUGUGUCACACAAUCAAAUAUCAAAAAUGGAACUCGUUGUAACUCCGGAAAUUGCUACUUGAGGCCUGCAUUGGAAAGACAAAACUUGCAAGUUAGUCACCGAUCUCAUGUUACCAAGAUUCUUUUUCGCAAAAAUAAAGCUGUAGGAGUAGAAUUUGUGAAAGAUAACAAAACAAUUAGAGUUUUUGCCAAAAAAGAAGUAAUUCUGUCGGCAGGUGUUAUUGGUUCAGCUCAGAUUCUUCUUUUAUCAGGAAUUGGACCAACCGAGCAUCUUCGACAAAUGAAUAUUAAUGUCAAAUCAAACUUACCAGUUGGAAAAAAUAUGCAGGAUCAUCUUGAGUUUUUUCUCCAGUAUAAUAUGAAUAUGAGCUUAAAUACUAACAGUGAAAAUUUUGCAACACCUAGGCGAAUACUUAACUACGUAUUCAACAAGAAAGGUAUAUUUUCUGGAAGCGGUGGGGAUGUCGAUGUUUUUACACAUACAUGUAGGAAAAUGAACGAAGGUCCAAAUAUUCAACUUACAAUUAUUCCAACUGCUUACGAAAAAGGCGCAGUUGAAGAUCCAUUUCUAGAUCUAAAGGAAGAGGUAGUUAAAGAACAUCUGAAACGUGUUAACUCAAACAGUUUUCAAGUUAUUCUAUACAUCCUGAAACCAAAGAGUAAAGGAUAUAUGGAACUAGUAUCUACAAAUCCAAUGGAUUAUCCUUUAUUGGAUCCUAAUUAUUUAUCACACAAAGAUGACGUGAAAACAUUUAUAAAAGGUAUCCGUUUUACUCGUCGCCUAGAGAAAACUAGUGCUUGGAAAAGUAUCAAUGCAACUUACAUAAGACACGAUACACCAAAUCACUGCAGUGAAAUAGAGUAUGACUCUGAUGAUUAUUGGGAGUGUAUGCUUCGCCAUUUUACAAGAAGGGGAGAUCAUCAAAUGGGAACAUGUAGAAUGGGAUCAGUUAAUGAUCCCUCGUCGGUCGUGGAUCCUAGAUUGAGGUUAGUACAUUAUUUAGAGCAAAUACAAGAGUAA